This is a messenger RNA of Saccostrea cuccullata (small rock oyster), 1904 nucleotides long. Its product is annotated as 3-keto-steroid reductase/17-beta-hydroxysteroid dehydrogenase 7-like. Gene Ontology annotation, biological process: cholesterol biosynthetic process. The transcript has 10 exons. The record is from RefSeq and is a predicted model, not a curated record. Gene Ontology annotation, molecular function: 3-beta-hydroxysteroid 3-dehydrogenase (NADP+) activity. Bases 76 to 1110 code for a protein of 344 amino acids. Lineage: Eukaryota; Metazoa; Mollusca; Bivalvia; Ostreida; Ostreidae. Gene Ontology annotation, cellular component: endoplasmic reticulum membrane.
AAACUCAAUUCUUUCCGGAUUUCAAUAUUCCGAGAGUUUCCAAUAUUGUUUUUAUUCCUACUUUCAUUUUUUCCGAUGUCUACGAUUCAUGAAAACAAACUUGUAGCAGUUAUCACUGGUGGAAAUUCAGGAGUUGGCCUUACAACAGCGGAGAGGCUUCUAGAUUUACAUGAUGGUCAAGGAAUUGAAAUUUGUUUGGUCUGCAGAAAUAAGACCAGAGCAGAGGCUGCUCAAAAUUCACUUCUUAAAUAUAAGCCAACUGCUACUGUAGACAUAGUCCUAAUAGACACUAGCAGCAUUGCCUCUGUUAUUAAAGGAGCCAAAGAACUUCGCUUAAAGUAUAAGCAUAUUGACCUUCUCUACCUCAAUGCAGGAGCCAUCUUUGUUAGGCGAGGCAUCAACUGGUCUCACAUGAUGAAUGAAAUUUUUGACAGUGAUACUCCAGGACAAAAGAUUCUCCACAUGUUUACUACUGGGGAGGGUUUAUUAUUACAGACAGACAAAAUCACACAGGAAGGACUGCAACAAGUCUUUGCCACAAAUCUGUUCGGCCAUUUUGUUUUAGUUCAAGAACUAAAACCUCUUCUUGGUCAUGAAUCUCCAUCACAAGUUAUAUGGACCUCCUCCAGGGCCAGUAUAAAGUCUUCCUUUAACAUCAAUGAUAUUCAACAUAAAAAAGGACAGGAUCCCUAUGGUUCUUCCAAGUUUGGUAUAGAUGUAAUGAGCAUGGCUCUUAACACCAGACUGAAUAAUCAGAAAGUUUACUCCCAUACCUGCUGUCCGGGCCUAGUCCUGACUAACUUAACCAAUGAGAUUUUCCCAAUGUGGAUCUGGUAUAUUCUGCUUCCUUUCUUUUUACUUAUGAGAAUCUUUGUAUCUAACUUUAACAUGACACCGUACAAUGGCUCAGAGUCUUUAGUUUGGGUUUCACAACAAGAACCAGAGACGCUGGAUCCAGUGACAAGAUAUGAAAGCAAUACUUCCUUCUUAGGAAAAAGAUAUGUGACACAAAGAAAGCUUCCCAUUGAGACAACUACAUGUGACCAGUUGUUUGAGGAGUGUGAAUCCAUGUACAAAAAAUUUAAAGAUGGACAGCCAUUGGAUGAAUAGCACAAGUUUGAAAAUGUACAAAAUUUACCAAAAAAUGAAACAUUCAGUCUCUGAGCUGUUUUAUUUCAAAGUGUCUGUACAAUAUUUUUAUGUGUAAUCCGAAGUAAAAAUUUGCUCAAUCAAUUUUGGAUGUAUUUUGAAAAAUGAUUUUUUUUUAUUAUUAUUUUUAAAAACAUUUUUAAUUAAAAUAAACAUUUUUUUUUUUAUUUUUUAUUGUAUUCAUGGUUACAUUUGCUUUACACUAAGGUAGCAUCUCUUGUACAGCUAUGCAUUAUCAGUUAUCCAUGUCACACAGAUAAUUUAUAUUGCUGUCAUUCCUGUUUAUCAUCAUUGUGAAUCUUCUGUCAACUUUUUAUUUUAGCAUAUUUGACUCCUUUGAAUUAUUUGAAAUUUAAUUCUGGACCAAUUUCCUCCAAUCUUGUUAUAUCUGUAAUGUUUCUAUUGCUCAGGAGAAACAAAUAUGUGAAAUCACCCCCUAGUCUAAGCUAUAUAUGACAGAGAGAAAUACAUUGUACAUGGCACACAAAUCCAUUUUAAUUCUAAUGGCAAAGGAUUGACCAUCUUCUUGUACACAUAAUUCUUAGGUGACUGUCAAGGCCAAUGGGCCUUUUGUUUUUAUAUAAAUUUAUUACAGUAAAUAACUGUUUCAAACUGCACACUGCAAAAUAUAUGUAAUACCUAUAUUAAACAUGUAGAAAGAACUGUGAUAUCACAUGUUUAUUUUUUCUUUUACAUACUUCAUGUAUAUUACAGUCAAUUGUUAUUUUACAAGUACUUCUAGGAAUAAAGUCAUG